Dovyalis caffra is the source of this 1377-nucleotide messenger RNA. NCBI's taxonomy places the organism in Eukaryota, Viridiplantae, Streptophyta, Magnoliopsida, Malpighiales, Salicaceae. The record is from the annotation of a GenBank genome assembly.
AUGCAUGUUGCCGUCUUUGCAUUCCCUUUUGGUUGCCAUGCUCUUUCUCUCAUUAAUCUAGUGCAGAAGUUAGCAAUGGCUGCGCAGGAAACACAAUUUUCCUUUUUUAACACAGAAAAAUCCAACAAUUCAAUCUUUUUAUCAUCAAGGACCAACCUACCUGAUAACAUAAAAGCCUACAAUGUAGCGGAUGGCGUGCUGCCGAAUCAUGUAUUUUCAGGAGAUCCAAUGGAAAGAGUUGAGCUGUUCAUCAAGGAAACGCCAGAAAAUUUUAAGAUGGCAUUGGACAUGGCAGUGGCAGAAACUGGCCAAAAAAUAAGUUGCUUGAUAACAGAUGUGUUCUUGUCCUUUGCUGGAUCAAUCGCUGAGAAUGUCAGCAUUCCUUGGAUCCCAGUUUGGAUCCCAGUUCCUCAUUCCCUCUCUACACACAUUUAUACUGAUUUGAUUCGCCAACAUUACGCCAGCUUUCUUAGUCAUGGUUGCAGCAAUAGUGGCAGAGAUGGCAACGAUGUAGAGCUUGAAGACAAAACCUUGGAAAUUCCUGGAUUAUCUGAAUUGCACAUUGCGGAUUUGCCUGUUGAAGUGUUGCCAAGAGAUGCACAAGAAACACUCUUUUCUUGCAUGUUAGGUCAAAUUAGUAACAUGGUGCCACAAGUAGAUACUCUAGUUAUGAACUUUUACGAAGAGCUCUACCCUGAACCGCUCUUAAAUGAUUUCAAAUCCAAGUUUUUGAACCUGCUUAAUGUCGGCUUCUUUAGCCUAUCUAUGCCACCAUCAAUUGAAGAUGCCACUGGUUGUCUAUCAUGGUUGGAUAGCCAAAAAGCUAAGAUGGUGGCGUAUAUCAGCUUUGGAACUGUAGUCAAUAUUCCUCACGGUGAGAUAGAAGAACUAGCAGAGGCUCUUGAAGUGAGUAGAAUUCCAUUCCUUUGGUCUCUUAGGGACAAUAUAAGGGAUUGUUUGCCAAAUGGAUUCCUAGAAAGGACUAUAAUGCACGGAAAGGUGGUUCCAUGGGCACCUCAGACUCAAGUAUUAGCACAUAGCUCAAUAGGUGUCUUCAUGACACAUUGUGGAGCUAAUUCUGUGUAUGAGAGUAUUGCAAAUGGGGUUCCGAUGAUCUGCAGACCUUUCUUCGCGGAUAAUAAGUUGAAUGCACGAUUAAUAGUGGACAUUUGGAGAAUUGGUGUGAGAAUUGAUGGAGGUGUUUUUACAAAGACCGGAGUUACCAAGAGCUUAGACCUCAUUUUGAAAAAUGAACAGGGAAGAAUAAUUUGGAGCAGAAUCCAAGUCCUUAAAGAGAUUGUAUCGAAGGCAUCUGCACCUGGCGGCCAUGCUACGCAAGAUUUCAAAACUUUAGUGGAAAAGAUCACAUCGGAGUAA